Molecule: messenger RNA, 2460 nt
Organism: Phalaenopsis equestris
Lineage: Eukaryota; Viridiplantae; Streptophyta; Magnoliopsida; Asparagales; Orchidaceae
Product: protein OBERON 3
Exons: 3
Coding region: 1-2373 (790 amino acids)
Cellular component (GO): nucleus
Source: RefSeq, a predicted model, not a curated record
AUGAUCUGCGACACCGGUUCACCUCCUAACGCAGCCCGCCUCCAGUCCGAUACUGCUCAAGCGGAUCCCAUAUCGAUCGACCUCCAAAGUCCUAAUACAAAGUCUCUUACUCCCGACAAACCGCCGGCGAUCUCAGGCGGAGAGCUCACUCUCAGCUAUCUUUGCGAUAAUCCCAAGCUCAAUAUUCCCGAGAGGGAGUCCGCCGCCGUCGCCACCACUUCUGCUGCUGCUGGAUGCAAGGUUGCCGCAGCCACCAUUGGAGGCGGCGGCUGCGGCGACGAGGAACGGUGGGUUGAGAGGGAUUUCCUUCAGCUGAGGGGUCUCACUGGAAGUAAGAGGGAGGGGGCGGAGCCCGUCAAGCCCGACGGACACGAGAAGAAGGUAAAGAUUGAACCCCUCAACUUAACCCUAGCCCCGCCAGAUCUCUCUCUUUCGCUCAAUUCGUCCAAUCCCUUGCCGAAUGCCCUCCCUCCGAUACCUACGCGCUCUGACACCACCCCCGCCGCCGUCGCCGCCGCCGCUGCCUCCACUCCUGCUUUUAAUCCCGUAUCCCAAGCAAGGACUUUUAGCGGCAAUACCCGCGCUACUAAUUCAGAGGAUUUCAACCCGUCUUUGUCAUAUUCAUGCUCCGUUCCCUUCUCCCACAACCCUAGCUGCUCCCUGACCCGCAACUCUACCGAGAAUUAUGACGUGUCGAGGGAUAACGAUCAGAUGUGGUAUUGUGGAGCUGGGGAAGGGACCAAUGGCUCCGUUCAUAGCCGUUUCAGGCCAGUAGGUGAUGGAAAUAGCAUCACUUUUUCGAAUCACAGCGGUUUUGCUCACCUGGGUGGAAAUAACAAAGAUACCAAUAACAACAAUAAUAGUUUAUUUAAAGCUAGCAGCAUUGCCGAUGAUAUCUCAUUCUACCCAACGGAACUGCCUGCUAGGCAGGGGAGAGUUCAUGCUGCCACUGUAAGUGCUGAAAGUGGGAGGAAUGCCAUGCUUACUAGGCCAGAUAGGGUGUUGAAAGAGAUUGUUUCAGAGUCAGUUCUUCUUAUGGCUCAGAGAUUGCAUGAAUUACCAAGCAAUUCGGUAGAGACAGUAAAAGAAUAUUUGAGGAAUUUGAUGGGCUCGUCUGAUAAGGAGGAGUUCAGUAGUCUCCAAAGGAAGCUAGAGAGGCGGUCUGAUCUCACCUCUGAGAACCUUUUAAAGUCUCACAGGGUGCAGCUUGAAGUAAUGGUUGCUAUAAAAACUGGUGUCAUAGGUUUUUUGUCUUUAAAGAUCCGCAUCCCCACUACUGAGUUGGUGGAGAUAUUCCUAUUGACGAGAUGUAAGAAUCUUAGCUGUAAGAGCUUGUUACCUGUUGACGACUGUGAUUGCAAGAUAUGCACAAACAAUAAGGGCUUUUGUAGUGCUUGUAUGUGCCCAAUCUGCUUUAAAUUUGAUUGUGCCUUGAACACCUGCAGUUGGGUUGGCUGUGACGUUUGCUCACAUUGGUGCCAUGCAAUUUGUGGGAUUCAGAGGAAUCUCAUAAAGCCUGGACAAAGCUUGAAAGGAGGUGGCACAAUGACAGAAAUGCAGUUUUAUUGCCCUGGAUGUGACCAUGCUUCUGAAAUGUUUGGCUUUGUCAAGGAAGUUUUCAUGUGCUGUGCAAAGGGUUGGGGGCUUGAGACCCUGAUGAAGGAACUGGACUGUGUUAGGAUGAUCUUCCAUGAAAGUCAAGAUCUUGAAGGGAAAGAAUUGGAAAGGAAGGUAGAUGAGAUGCUCAACAUGCUAGGAAAGAAGCAAAUUUCUACAUUGGAUGCAUGCAAUGGCAUGCUGCACUUCUUCAAAUAUGGUGUUUCCGAUCUUUCUGUUACUGGAAGUUCUUCUAAUAAUAAGUUCGCAGCUCAAACAACCCAACAGGAAAACAUACUCCCUCUUCCACCAGUGGCAUCAAUUGUUCCACCAAAAUCAGCAUUUUCCUUAAACUCAAAUCCUUCCAUUUUUGAUUCUGUGGAUGUCUUGAAAACUGAUGGAACCCCUAAACCUCUUACCAUUGAACCAAAACUUGUCCUGCCCAAAAAUGAUGGUUUCCAGAGCCUUGACACAAUUGUUCGCUUCAAAGAGGCAGAGGCAAAGCUUUUCCAAAGACUAGCUGAUGAAGCUCGAAAGGAAAUGGAAAACUACCGGCAGAUAGUUUGCACCAAGUCCGAAAAACUGGAAGAGGAAUAUGCCAUCAAGCUUGCAAAACUCUGCCUACAGGAAACUGAGGAACGGCAUAGGAAGAAGCUUGAGGAGCUCAAGUUCAUUGAGAACUCACACUGUGAUUACCAGAAAAUGAAGAUAAGAAUGCAAUCAGAGAUAGCUAGCUUGCUUGAAAGAAUGGAGGCAACAAGGAAGCAAUGGGUAUGAACUUUCUUUUUUAUUUGUUCUUGAGAAAAUACUUAGCUGGACAAUUGCUACUUAUGAUUUCUAAGCUUAAAAAGCUAUAUUCUGAAA